UGGCUGCGACGAGCCAAAUUUAUUUGAUUAUCGAAUCGAUUGUGAUCAAACUGUCAAAAAUUUUAUCGAUUCAAAUAUAAAUGGGGGUGUGAUUUUUCCAUAUCAUCUAUUUUUUUCGAAUAAAUUUUUAUUAAUUUAUUCGAAAUCGUAUAAAGUGAACAAAAAAUUAAUUUGGCACAACCACAGCAACGGUUGUGAUAUAAUUAAAAAUAAAUAAUACACAUUCGUAGUAGAUACGUAAAAAGAUAUGUGCGUGAGAAAAAUUUUUGAGAACGAGGGUCUGCAGGGCAUCGAUAAAACGUUUCUCACCGGUGCCGUUAAACCUCAAGAAGAAAAGCAAAUGCAACCGGAUAAUCAUUACGAUGAAAAAUUACUCAAGGCUAAAGAUCAUUACAUAAAACGGCAUGAAGAAAUGUUAAAACGAGAAGCGGAAAUCGCUAAAGAAAAUGAAAUGAUUGAACCGGAAAUACAGAGCGAUAUUCUCGCCAAAUCCACCACCUACUACAUUCGCUUCGUUAAGCACAUCUCGAAGUAUAGCAUCAUGUGGAAACAGUCUCAGGCGUACAAAAUUCUUUUCUACACGACGCAACCAGCUCACGUAAUAAUGAUUGCCGCUGUUCUUUGCGUGACGUCUGCUCUGGUUCCAUCAACGGAACGUACCAAUGGAGCCGGUCAUCCACAUUCCCCCACCGCUUCCUUCAUUUAUCUCACUUCUUUUAUAAUGCACCUGGGUGCACAGAUCUGGAUGACUUUUGUGUCAGGACUUUCCCUCUACUUUGCGCUACCGAGACACACAUUUGGAGAAGUACAACGUAUUCUGUUUCCAAGAUAUUUUACCAUGAACGCUUGUCUCAGUCUAGUGACUCUCCUGAUAUUUGUCAAACAUCAUCCAACCAACACUUGGGACUUGGAAAUUGCAAUUCAGGUCAUAGCAAUGACAGCAGCCUUUUUCUUGGAGCUAUUGAUACGUUUAUACAUGACGCCACCACUCUUGCGCCUGAUAACAGCUAAACUUGUUCUUGAGCGCACAGCAGGAGUUGGGACUGAAAUUGGUCGGCAUAAUGCAGGUCCUCUGAAGCACUGUCCACACUACUUGAUGGUUCACAGUAAUUUCCGUCGUGUUCACAUAUCCAUUGCUAUGGGUAACAUGGUGACUAUGGCCUGCACAGUUCUUCAUCUCCACUACAUUGCAAACAAAUUAUGUGUUGUGUAAUAAUUAUAUUAUUAUUAGCCCUGCUGGAGUAGAGAAAUAUCGACAUAUGAAAAGUAUAUUGGCGUAGAACUUUCGCAUAUGUGUCGCUUACUAGUUUAUUGUAAACUUUCUCAGAUAUCAAGCUUCUAUCGAAAGCUACGGGUGUGACCAACUUUAUCCGAUAUAUUGAAUGUAAAUACAAUGUACGCAAAUAUGACAGCGAUGAGACUGACGGUGAAAAAAAGUAAACUCUACGCGAUUUUAGAAAAGUAACUGUUGAGGUUUCAAUCUCAAAACGUAGGUGACAAUUUGUUUUAGUUCAGGUUUCCUGAAUACCCCUUUUGCAGCAUUUCAAUUUUACUUAUCACGUACUUUUGCGAUCAUGUAUAGUACAUUGUAUGAUUCAAUUAAACUACAAUAUCUUCUUGUAAUUCUGCCAUGCUACAGCAGCAUACCAGUCUUUGAUUACAAGUUCAAAUAAUUGUACAUCUGGGCAUGUUCUCUUAUCAUAGAACGUGCCAUCAGACGUAUUCGUACGAUUAUUAUUUCACGGCAGAAUCGAUUCUGUAAAAAAUUGUUUGUGACGGAUGCUACAUGAACAAAGAAUUUGUUGAAUAUAAAUGCUACCUUUUAUUUUCAGGAUGCUUAUCAUUUGGCAACAAAUAAUUGAUCCUGAGGAUAAUUUUCAUCAGAGGUAGCAAAACAUUGCACUAUAUUUUUGCCAAUACAUGACUGUUAGGUAGAUAUGUUUGACUGUCAAUGAAGUAUCAUUGACAAAGAGCAAAGAAAUGCUGUACUGAGACUAGAUCACUUUCAGUUAGAAUGAUUAAUGAGCUAUAAUAAAAUAAAUAUCCUAUACUCAGUUGCCGCACUGCAUAAAAAUAUCACGACCCUGUUGAAAUAUGGCAUGAUAUUUUUUCCAAAAAUUAGAUGUGUAGAGAACAUCAAAGUUGUUUAAUCACAUUUAGUCAUAAAAUUAUGUGAAGCAAAUUACUCUGCAUCAGAGUAAGUGGUAUUUAUUGAUCUAAUAAUACUAAAAGUUUGUAGGAGCUUAAAAGUUUAUGAAUUUACUGUUAAGAGCUCCUUGAGCAAUAAUGAAUAUUGUUUUAUUUAGUGUAAUCAAAUUAAGCGUACGACGAUUCCUAAACGGUCAACACCUUUUCUGAAUUGCAUGAUUAAUCACAGACAAGAGCUAGACAGCUCUGAUAUAUCAUUAGGGUUGUCUGAUCCCUGAAUUAUAUUAUUAGACUGAUAUUUAAUUUAUAAUCAUAUAGCACUAAUUUUCAUUUAUGUAAAUAAUACACGGUUCCCUUCACAGAAUAAGUUAAAUUAUGGAUGCCCAAUUCGCUCAAAAAUAUAAUCAUUUCUUUUUUGAUACACUGUAAA
Messenger RNA from Athalia rosae (coleseed sawfly), 2578 nucleotides. Its product is annotated as transmembrane protein 205. Bases 248 to 1213 code for a protein of 321 amino acids. The record is from RefSeq and is a predicted model, not a curated record. NCBI's taxonomy places the organism in Eukaryota, Metazoa, Arthropoda, Insecta, Hymenoptera, Athaliidae. The transcript has 4 exons.